UCUGCUGGCCAGUCACAAAAGCACAAACGGGUAUUGUUCUCCUAGUCAUUUAUAAAUAAAGUUCGAUUUCGAUUGAAAGCGCCAGUCCAACAUGGCGUCCCUAGCAACCGAACGGCAACAUCACACGCAGGGUGACUCAGAGACUCCAUCUUUACCUGAUAGCCGGGACGGUGUGGAUGAAAGACAGUCCAGGAAGAAAGCCAUACAGUUCUUUAAGGAAGUCCAAAAGACCCGGAUGCUUGUUGACAAGUUGGAAAGAGAGAGGAUGCUGAGUAUCCAGUGCAGGAAGAACGGAUGGACUGAUGUAGCGACAGAGCUGGAAAAGUAUGAGAAAACGCUAAUAGCGCAAAGAAGCGCACAAAAAAUGCAUCUUCAGAAGCAGCUGGUGAAGAUUCAAAAUGGCGUCAGGGAAUUUAAGAAACAGCUGAUAGACAUGAAACCAACUCCCACGUUGAUUGAAAAGCUGAAGGAAAUAAUGUCACAGGUGGAAAUCUCCAUCAGCAAUUUAAAGGAAGAACAACGCUCAUGCUUUGGGGAGCUUCUGAAGGAAGAGAGGACAUGUGCACAAGAGGUCACCGCUUAUGAGAAGAAGAUAGAAAACUGGAGCCGUUCCACCAAGUCUGAUUCCAAACUCUCUGCUGUUCCAACCGUGAAGAGCAAAUCCUUGGACAGAGAUCUCCCUUUAGAGGUCCGAGCUCUGGAAGCCUUCCUUCAGAAGACAGGAGGAGUCUGCGGCGGUUGGGAGGAGUACGAUCACCAAGUUUUCCUCAAGGUUUGGACCAAGCACAGAGGGCAAGCCUCCUUCAGGAAAGAGGCUAAAGUGUUUCUGCCCGGUAAAAGUCAGGAGGACAUUGAAGAACACGAGAGGUGGCACCAGGAGGUGAUCCAUCUGCAGAACAAAAGGAGAGAGGCCAUCCAAAGAUGGAAAAGCAGGAAGGAAGUGGAACGUCAAACCAGGAUACAGAAGCUGGCAGAAAUGGAGGAAGCUGAGCGGAAAAAGAAAAGUUCCAAGUUCCAGCAAAGCAAAACCGAGGAGGAGAAGAAGCUGGCUGCUCAGAGACUGGAGGAGUGGAAGGAGGCCAAGAGAAGAAAAGAGGAGCAGGAGGAGGAGAAGAUUCGAGCUGAGCGGGUCCAAAAGAACAGAAUAGCAAAGGUGGAGCGUCGCCGUCAUCUGGAGGCAAAGAUGACCUCAGAGACCUCAGCAGAGGAGGAGGACGAGAAGAUCAGGAGAGAGGAAAAAGAGAAGGAGGUGGAGAAGAGGAGGAAGGAGGCCACUAAAGGCAUCAGACAUCUCAUUAAACGGGAUCUGGACCGAGUCCAAGCAAAGCGUCAGGAGAAGCUGCAGAAGCAGAAGGAAGAAGAAGAGCGGCAGGAGAGGAUUAUGAUGAAGCUGAAGGAGAAAGUGGACAGCCACAUCGGCAGGGAUCCAUCCAGGUUGGUGAAGCCCACCAAGGGAUGGGAGGAGCGACUGAAGAGCGCCGGAUCUUCAGGAGGAGGACAAGUUCACCAAAUGUUUCACAGAGCUGUUCCUAGUUGGAGACAGGGGCUGUGAGGAUGUAGAUGCUCCUAAAUUUGGGAACAUUCAAGCUGUCAAAAACUCAUUAAAGGUACAAUAAAAAGGUGCAAAAGUGACUUUUGAAUAAUGUUCUAACAAUAAUGUGUCUCUAGAGCUUGUUUAUGGUAAUGGUAAUGGUUUAAUUUCAUUUGAACAUGCAUCAGAUUACAAUUGAAUGCAUCCCAUAAUCAGUUCCCAGUUCCACAUGUCCAAAAGGAGUAGGAAGAAGCAAAGCUUAUUAAAUACUACCCCUCCAUCUGGUACUUUUACAAUCAGUAAC
Molecule: messenger RNA, 1835 nt
Organism: Doryrhamphus excisus (bluestripe pipefish)
Lineage: Eukaryota; Metazoa; Chordata; Actinopteri; Syngnathiformes; Syngnathidae
Gene: ccdc112
Product: coiled-coil domain containing 112
Source: RefSeq, a predicted model, not a curated record